AUGCAAACAACGGUCCCGGGAAAGAUGAACCCCUUUGACCUCCUGACACCUGCUGGCAUGGCGUUGGCUCUGUCGACGGUGCUCAAUGGCAAACGGGGCAGCUUCUUCGUGAUGUGUGCCACGGUCUGCAGUACCUUUGUGCCCAUCAACAAGGGCACGUCAAAUCGAAGCCUAACAGACCCUCUGGGAGAUACUACACACAAAAGCGUUCGCAUCGGAAACCUUCUUGCUUCCCGGACCGCACUGAUCCUGCUGCUGGUUUCCAUUUGUGGUGGCAGUUGGCUCCUGGAACAGCCACGAGGGUUUUACCCACCGGCCUUUGGAGUGAAGCUUCUUCGGCUAUUCAACCGAUUCUUGAAGGCCGCCGAAGCGAAGCUUGAUGCCUUGAAAAGGCAGCAAUCCUCGCAGUCGAUCGAGGACAACGAGAGCUUGCGACGACGGCUGAGCUCAACGAGUGUGGAAGCUGACCCAUCCCCGGUUCCUGCGAAUCCCAAGCCCACCUGCCCGGUGGGAGGAGGUGUGAAGAAGGGCGCCAGCAAUCCUCCGCCGGAGACAGAAGGGGCUAAGGAAAACAGGUUGCGAAGAAUUUGCGAAAGGAAACCCUCUGGCCGGAUCAAUGUUCCGGAUAGCAUCCACGAGCAGUGGGCCAAGGGAGGGGCAGCCAAACGAGCCCUGAGGGAUGAGCUCGAAAAGGUCGGUUGGGACAAGGACUUCAUGCCGUACAUCAACGAUGUCUGCAAGUUCUGCGAGAAGGACAAGUCACUGUGGAAGAAGGACAAGUACAACAAGAAGCUCAAGAAGUAUCUUGUUGAUGUUGAUGACGAGGAAGAGUCGUACGAGCAUGAGGAAGAAAAGGAGGUGGCAGAGGAUGUGGGAUCCGGGGACCGUGUGGACUUCAAGAGGCUGGGCAAGCAAAAGCCCGCUGAAGUUCUGGAUUCCGAUGAUGAGAGCGAAGACGACAAGCAAGCCUUCCAGUCCUUCAAGAAGUUUGGUGAUGCUCUGCUGACCCGCAAUGGCAAGAUCGAGGAUCUGGCUUCUGCUGUAGAAUCCUACGUGUCGGAGCUGGAAGAUGGUUCCAAUGAUGCCAAACGUGUCUCCAAGUUGCAGCACCACGAGCAUCAGAUGGCGUUUGUCGUGCGAUCUGUUUCCUGUGCUGAGGCUCCAUGCAACCACGCUGUGGAGCAGGCCAAGGCUGCUCUGCAAGAAGCAGGUGGAGUUGGGACACCUGCUUUGCAUGAGUUUGCAGCAAUCAAACUAAAUGAUGCAGAAGGUCCGUGUCACAAACUGUUUUACAAGUAUGGUCUCAGUGCGGAUGUUGCUAUGAAAACGAUGGAUGUUGGGACUGGGGAGCUCAAGAACUUCCCAUAUAUCCCGUUUUCAGAGUGGGUGAAGUUUCUGUUGAACAACGACGAAGUUGAGAGGCUGGUUGGAGUGCCAGCAACAGAGAGGCCAGAGCUUCUUGAAGAGUUCUGGUGCAGGUAUGAGCAGUUGUACCCUGCUCAUGACAUAUUCCGCCUCAGCCGCGAAGGACGUGUCAGCCUUCGCCAGACCAUACCUGUUUAUUGUCAUGUGGACGAUGGGAGGACCUACAAAUCCAAAGGAUUGUUUGUGUUGUCGGUCCAUGGAGCUCUAGGCCAAGGAACCGCCGCAUACAAGCGCCGUCUUGGAGUGAAAAGGACCAUCAUGAAAAAGAACCCCAUGGGCAUGAACUACAUCGGGAACACGUGGGGAACACAUUUCUUUUUCUGUUCGUUGCUGAGACAAGCGAUGGCAGAUGAUGUUACUUUGCUCGACAAGGUUCUUUCAGUGUUUUCCAAAGACAUGGAGGACCUCGCAAUCAAGGGUGUCCAGAACACCCGGGGAGAUGCUCGAUUGCAUGUGCAGCUCCUUGCAGUGAAGGGGGACCUCCCGGCACUGUCCAAAGUCGGGUCCUUUGAGAGACACUACCUUCGAGCUCCAAAGCGUGCAAACUCGAAGACUCCUUGCAUUGGGUGCUGUUGGUUAUGCCUGGCCGGCCAGGAGACUCCGAGGCACAUCCCGUACGAGGACUUUCGUGAUUGCUCUGAGUGGCGCCGCACGUUCUUGAGUGACAAGCCGUGGCUCGCCCGCCCGGCCAUAUUGGGCUCCCUGCCACUUGAUCAAACAGCUGAGCCAAUGUUUUUCAGAACUGACCUUUGGCACAAUUGGCACAAUGGGCUCAGCAAAUACUUCAUCGCCAUCAUGAUUCACAUGUGGAUUGUGACGCCAGGUUUGAUCAAUGCUGGCAGCAUCGAGGAGAAGUUCAAGUUUGUGACACGAGACUAUUUGAGCUAUUGCUCCAGGGCAAGAAUCACACCGUACUUGAAGGAAUUCACUCGUGAUACGAUUGGGUUCGACAGUGCAGAAAGCCAACCACACGGCAGUUGGAACAAGGGCGUGGUGUCCACCCACCUCAUGCUCUACAUCCAAGAUUUUUGUUCUCGUAUUGUGGAUGGCAAGUUUGAUGACGACUACCUUUUGAGGACGCUGGCCCCCCUUUGUGCAAUCAGUCUUAGGUUUUUCUUUGCUCGACUGUAA
Symbiodinium sp. CCMP2592 is the source of this 2556-nucleotide messenger RNA. The record is from the annotation of a GenBank genome assembly. Lineage: Eukaryota; Dinophyceae; Suessiales; Symbiodiniaceae.